This is a messenger RNA of Castor canadensis (American beaver), 2378 nucleotides long. RefSeq names its product solute carrier family 1 member 3 (gene Slc1a3). The record is from RefSeq and is a predicted model, not a curated record. Gene Ontology annotation, molecular function: L-glutamate transmembrane transporter activity; neutral L-amino acid transmembrane transporter activity; glutamate:sodium symporter activity. Gene Ontology annotation, cellular component: plasma membrane. Gene Ontology annotation, biological process: L-aspartate import across plasma membrane; L-glutamate import across plasma membrane; D-aspartate import across plasma membrane. NCBI's taxonomy places the organism in Eukaryota, Metazoa, Chordata, Mammalia, Rodentia, Castoridae.
UGUGUGCGCUGUAUUUUUUCAAUUCUUCCUGGUCCUGAUUUUGCAUUUCUAACGAAAGGGAACUGACAAAGCGUGAAAGUGGUCUCAGGAGCAAAACAAAGCCAGCGAGCAUGCUUCUGGUGUGCCAGAAUUAAUCAAUAUUCCAGAAACCUCGGGGCUCCCCCCUCCCCACCUCCCUGGGCAGUUUUCGGUCCCCCUCCCCCUUUCCCGCGCGCAGGCUCCGCCCCUUUUCUUAAGUACGCUGGUGGUAAGUUGCAGUUUCAGAGCACAGAGCACAUGCAUCUGUGCCGCCAGCCUGCCCCGCCGGCCGCUGCGUGGUGUCACUUCGUGGUACCUGCUGGGACUUCACCUUGGCAUUGCCUGGGGUGUCUUCCAGCCGAUCCAAAAGCUGAAAAGUUGUGUCCUUUAACACCAAAGAAGAGGUUUGGCUUCCUGGAGAGAAUUCCAAGACACUGCAGUGCAAAGAAGAAACACACCUAGAAAAGUAAAAUAUGACAAAAAGCAAUGGAGAGGAGCCCAGGAUCGGGGGCAGGAUGGAGAGAUUCCAGCAAGGAGUCCGUAAACGCACACUUUUGGCCAAGAAGAAAGUGCAGAACAUCACAAAGGAAGAUGUUAAAAGUUACUUGUUUCGGAAUGCUUUUGUGCUGCUCACUGUCACCGCUGUCAUUGUGGGUACAAUCCUCGGAUUUACCCUCCGGCCUUACAAAAUGAGCUACCGGGACGUCAAGUACUUCUCCUUCCCUGGGGAGCUUCUGAUGAGGAUGCUACAGAUGUUGGUCUUACCACUUAUCGUCUCCAGUCUUGUCACAGGAAUGGCGGCUCUAGAUAGUAAGGCAUCAGGGAAGAUGGGAAUGCGAGCUGUAGUCUAUUACAUGACUACCACCAUCAUUGCUGUGGUGAUUGGCAUAAUCAUUGUCAUCAUCAUCCAUCCCGGGAAGGGCACAAAGGAAAACAUGUACAGAGAAGGCAAAAUUGUACAGGUGACUGCUGCAGAUGCCUUCCUGGAUUUAAUCAGGAACAUGUUCCCUCCAAAUCUGGUGGAAGCCUGCUUUAAACAGUUUAAAACCAACUAUGAGAAGAGAAGUUUUAAAGUGCCCAUCCAGUCCAAUGAAACACUCGUGGGCGCCGUGAUAAACAACGUGUCAGAGGCCAUGGAGACACUCACCCGCAUCAGGGAAGAGCUGGUUCCCGUUCCUGGGUCUGUGAAUGGAGUCAACGCCCUGGGACUCGUUGUCUUCUCCAUGUGCUUUGGUUUUGUAAUUGGAAACAUGAAAGAGCAGGGACAAGCCCUGAGAGACUUCUUUGAUUCUCUUAAUGAAGCCAUCAUGAGAUUGGUAGCAGUGAUAAUGUGGUACGCCCCUGUGGGCAUCCUGUUCCUGAUCGCAGGAAAAAUUGUUGAGAUGGAAGACAUGGGUGUGAUUGGGGGGCAGCUUGCCAUGUAUACAGUGACGGUCAUUGUUGGCCUACUCAUUCACGCAGUCAUUGUCCUGCCGCUCCUCUACUUCCUGGUAACCCGGAAGAACCCUUGGGUUUUCAUUGGAGGGUUGCUGCAAGCACUCAUCACAGCCCUAGGGACUUCUUCAAGUUCUGCCACCCUACCCAUCACCUUCAAGUGCCUGGAAGAGAACAAUGGUGUCGACAAACGCAUUACCAGAUUUGUGCUCCCUGUGGGGGCCACUAUUAACAUGGAUGGGACCGCCCUCUAUGAGGCUUUGGCUGCCAUUUUCAUCGCUCAAGUUAACAACUUUGACCUAAACUUUGGACAGAUUAUUACCAUCAGCAUCACAGCCACGGCUGCGAGUAUUGGGGCAGCUGGGAUUCCACAGGCAGGCCUGGUCACCAUGGUCAUUGUGCUGACAUCUGUGGGCCUGCCCACUGAUGACAUCACACUCAUCAUCGCAGUGGACUGGUUCUUGGACCGCCUCCGAACCACCACCAAUGUGUUAGGUGACUCCCUUGGAGCAGGGAUUGUGGAGCACUUGUCCAGACAUGAACUGAAGAACCGAGAUGUUGAAAUGGGUAACUCGGUGAUUGAAGAAAAUGAAAUGAAGAAACCAUAUCAGCUGAUUGCCCAGGACAAUGAAACUGAGAAACCCAUGGACAGUGAAACCAAGAUGUAGACUAAUGCCGAGAAAUGCUAUCUUGAUCACCAGGUGUUGGAAAACCAUUAUGAAAUGUGUCCAUCUCAUUAAGCUCACUCCUCCAGUGAGCCCCUUCCCUCCUUUUUCCUCCAUGCUCUGAUAGGAUUCAUCCAAAAAUAAGGGAGGAUUUUGCAGCAGCCAAAAUGCAUAGGUUUCAUCCCACAUUUGAAAUUUUGAAAUCAUUUCAUAUUAGUCUUACACAAUAAGGUACUUGGAUCAGAAAUAAUCUUGAUCAGA